UAAGUAAGCGUAUACUUAGGCAAUAUGUACGAUCAUAUUUUUAUUAUUGGCAUUAUGCAGUGACGCGUAGAUACACAAAUAAAUACCACUCCACCAAAGAAAAUUUUACAACUAAAAUUGGAGAUAUUCAGUCUGAAAAUUUAAUUCAUUUAAAUAAAUGAAAGUGAAAUACAGAGUUCAUCAUGCAUUUUGUGGCACAAAUAUCAUGGAUUGUGAUCUUAUCGUGUCAAAUAAUAUCGGUGAUCUCGAGAAUGGUCGGAAUCAGGGUGAUUGAACAUCCAGGAAAUAUCAUCGUUUAUUCGGCGGGAUGUGUGGGUACACUACCGGAAAAUUUUACUCUAAGCGUCAAUCAAACGGCGGCAAUUUUGGGGCGGGAGGGCUCGCCAUUUUGGUCGAAUUUCACAACCCAACCCUGUCAUUAUAUCAACCCUCCAAUGAAACGGUUCAAUUUGACCGUAGUCUUUACACAAUUUGACAUUAAGUGUUCGGCAAUUGGACAGAUUGUGGCGGCCUUAAAUUCGAAAUACGACGCGGUAAUACUUACCGAGCGAAGGAGGAGGGGGCAAGAUGAGAAUAAAAAGUAUGGUGACAAUCAUAGCGUUGGAUACCCUUGGACGUAUGAAAUUUAUCCAUGCAUACUUUCCAACAAAGAUGGUGACGCAAUUACGGAAAUAAUAAGAAGCCACAACGCAAGUGAUAAAAUAUAAACGGUUCGUUUCGAGGAUACAAUUCCGUCCAAUAUUUUUGAUAGGUUGUUCGACUGGGUGGGAUUAACGGGGGGAAUUUGCAUCCUCGUUGUGGCCGGUGUGAUUGCCUUUCUUCUGGCCUUGUACCUUUUGGCGUGUCUAAGUCCCAUUUUGUUCUGGGUAUGAAUACAUAAGCUGAUUAAUGCAAAUGAUAUGCAUGUAAACUCUUAAAACCAAUGUCACAAUUUUGAAAAUAUGUACACCCUUAAUUUUAUAUGAAGUAAACUAUCCUAAUCUUAAAUCCCGCGUACAAUUUACGCUUUAUUAUUUUACGAACAAUUAAUAUGCAAUUCAGAUUGCAGAUUCAGAUGCUUUUCAAAAUGUGACAUUAUUUUUAAGAGUGUAUGUACAUAAAUAUAUAAAAUGUAGAUUCUUUGACAUAUUUCUAUGUAUCUUAUUUAGCUUCUGAAAGUUCUUAUGCAAUGUGUUAUCGCGGUGAGUAUGUAAACUGAUAUUUUAGAAGUUAAGUUAAAUCUGCAAGUGUGAAUUCCCAUUUUGUGCUGGGUAUGAAUAAGCCGACUAUUUACAUAAACACAGUUAAUAUGUAUACAUGUACACUCUUAAAAACAAUGUUAGAGUUUUGAAAGUUAGUACACUUUUAAUUUGAUACAUAUAUGAAGUAAACUAUGCUAAAUCUCGCGUACAAUUUUCACUAUAUUAUGGGUUUAUGUAUGUAAGUAGUAUGGUUUACAAACAUUUGUAUUUAUUUUUCAAAAUGUGGCAUUUUUAAGAGUGUACAUAAAUAUAUCAAAUGCAGAUUCCUUUGACAUAUUUUGAUUAUUUUAUCUGAUUUAGAUUCUGGAAGUUCUUAUGCGCUGUGUUAUCGAGAUUUUGGGAUUCAUUGUGUAUUCACCAGUAUGGGUCUUCAAGAUGGGGGUUGCGACAUCCGCGAAGGUCCUUCAACAGAUGAGAAAAGGAUGUGCAAGUAUUUCAACGACGUGCACUUGCCGAUGGAGGAAACUGCGUAUCGUGAUAAGUCAAAGUGACCCUCAAAAAACGUGCAGCAUUUGUCUGGAGGAUUGCACAGUUCGAGAUAGAAAUGCUAUGGUUUUGGAAUGCAGACAUAAACAUCACAAUUCAAAACCAGUCGAAUUUACAAAUCCAUAAGGGAGUAUCCUUAAAAUGGCUCGAUUGAUGGACAGAAUGGUCUCACUAAUGGGGAUCAGAACACCUGAUCGAGAUCCCAAAUCAACCCUAAUAUACACCUCCUGCAUUGGCCACGGUGCGUACGGACUCGUCUUCGAAGCUACUGAUAGAACAACUACGUCUUCCAGCGCCGUCAAGUUUCUCUUCCCAGAUUCCGAGGGCGACGCUGGCGCAGAAAAUGAGCAGCGGAUUAUGCGUGAGUGCCGCAUCACAGAAAACCUUGCACAGCAUGAGAAUGUGGUGAGAGUAUUAAAAGUUACCGAGAAGCAGUUUACUUUAGCAGACCUGAAUCAACUCCUCCCAGAAAGGUUAUGCAAUACUAAACAAAACAAGUUCAGAGCGGAACAUGCAUACAGGUUGACGAAAGUAAAAGCCAUACGGGGGAUUUCAAUACAAAUGGAACUUUGUGGAGAGAAUUUAAGAAAAUGGUUGAAAAUACAAAUCAGUGUGCCAGAUGUUAAUCUUCACUUAAAACAAUUUACCAUUAUUCAAAACAUCAUAGCUGGAUUGACACAUUUGCAUGAUAACAUGAUUAUUCAUCGAGAUUUGAAGCCGGAAAACAUCAUGUUUACAAAAGUUGGAUUCACACUUCCGGUCAAACUCGGGGACUUUGGUCAGUGUCGGAACCUUAAUCGUGACGAAAGUCAAGAUAGUACUCUCACCAGUCGUGCUGGGACUUUAGACUACAUGGCCCCUGAAUCAUUUACGAGACGGUACAGUUUUCCGGCUGAUAUUUACUCCUUGGGCUUAGUAAUCUGGGAGAUUGUUCAGCUCUUAAAGUUCAACGAGAAGAAAAACUUAUUUGACAGGCUUGUCAACGACAAGGAGGAAUGGCUGGUAAAAUUACCUCCAGAGAUUAAUGGGGUACGGGGCUUGAUUAUUGCCCUAUCCAAAAAGAAGGUCAACGACAGGCUUAAGACUAUGACGCAAGUAAAUGAGUUUAUUUUAGAUUCGAACUUUGGCGUGAAUAUCAUUGCCAAAAAUGAUGAGGAACUGCGUUCAUUUUUGCGGUAUGCGGUACCUAGGUCAAAGGCCACAUUGACUGCAAAAGUGUAUCGUGGUAACUUUCUCAUACAAGGACAAUUCAUCACAAUUGUUGGCCAAGGUGACACUUUCAUUGUUGGUGACGAAGAUCGUGCAAACUGUAUCGCCGUUGAGGGAUUUGGUCAUACGCUUAAGAACCUUAAAAUUCUACACCCCAGACAACAUUGGAACACUAAUUGCUUGACAGUGACCGGAGAUGGGCACUCGUUUUGCGAACUGACAAUAUCCGGAAGAAAUUGCAUUUUGGUAUCGGGUGGAGACCACAAAUUCGAAAAGAUGAAAUUGUCAAACUCCGAGUCUGGAAUUAGUGUUAUCGGGGGAUCCCGAAUCAGUAUAAAUAAUAUACAGCUUGAGAGUAUUAAAGGUUAUGGAAUUCAUAUUUCUGAGUCCUCAAAAUUCAACAUUGUUUCGAACGUGACAGGAAAUAAUGUGUAUUGUGCAAUUAUCUGUUCAGGCAGCAACAAUAGGUUAUCCAAAAUCAGGUUGGAAAGCAACACCAAAAAUGAAGGUAGGGCAUAUGGAGUGAUAUUAGAGAAAGGCGAGUUUAACCAUGUUGAAUAUCUCAUCUGGUCAGAUUCAUUAAAUCCUUUGUCUUCUAACUUGAACAUUGCAUCACACAAGUCCUCCGCCAAAAAUUGCAAAUGUGGGUCAGUUUGCGUAGGGGGGAACGAUGUAACUCUAGAAAACAUAGAUGGCGGCGAAGAAAUUAAUAUCCAUGAAAAAUCACUUGGCUCACGAUUAGUAAACUGCCGGGCUAGGUUUCUUUUCGCAAAUGAUGAUGUAACCUUCAUAAAUUCCGUGUUUGGAAAGGAAGUUAUGAGUAGUUUGAGGCAUUAGUUAGUUUCUACGAGUAAAUGAACGAAUCCAAUAACUGUUGUUUUAUUAGAUGCAACAUUUUAAUACAGAAAGACGCAAUGUUGUAUGUUAAUAUGAAUGUGUGAAAUAAAAUGUGUUCAGAAUGUU
Folsomia candida is the source of this 3899-nucleotide messenger RNA. RefSeq names its product calcium-dependent protein kinase 4. Gene Ontology annotation, molecular function: protein kinase activity; ATP binding. The transcript has 6 exons. Bases 1869 to 3773 code for a protein of 634 amino acids. NCBI's taxonomy places the organism in Eukaryota, Metazoa, Arthropoda, Collembola, Entomobryomorpha, Isotomidae. The record is from RefSeq and is a predicted model, not a curated record. Gene Ontology annotation, biological process: protein phosphorylation.